Messenger RNA from Condylostylus longicornis, 5404 nucleotides. Its product is annotated as plexin domain-containing protein 1-like. The transcript has 9 exons. Bases 107 to 1912 code for a protein of 601 amino acids. Lineage: Eukaryota; Metazoa; Arthropoda; Insecta; Diptera; Dolichopodidae. The record is from RefSeq and is a predicted model, not a curated record.
UUAAAGUUAAAAGAGUAUUCUCAUUCAUUUUCGGCUCAAUAAAGUCAAGAAGUAAAGUAUUGACGACAUCAUUUCGUGUUCAAAUGUUAUAAUUUUUAAUUCAAAAAUGGCAGGUGCUUGUGAUAGAUUGAAGAUAUUAUUUGUAUUAUAUAUUAUAAUUAAUUUAAUUACCGAUAGUUCAAUUGCAUUUGAAGAAAAUAUCAAUCAAUACGUAAUAGAUUCAAAUUUACCAUAUGUUAAAAUAGAUAACAUACAUUUUCGAAAUAAAAGAGAAACAGAAACAUCAUAUCAAAAUGUCCAAGAGAAUAUUUCAAAUGCAACAACCUUUACACAAGGACAAAGUCAGUGGCAACCGCCUCCACAAACAAUAGUUAUUUCAAAACAAUUGGUAACAUCAACAGCAGCUCCAACAUUACAAAAAGAAGAAGUAUCGGUACAAGCAGUUCCAGCAGAAAAACUUAAUGUUCUUUCAACACCGGAAGCAGUUAAAAUCGAAAAUCCUCCUCAACCAGAACCUUCAAAAAUAACACUUACAAAUUCACCUACAAAUGCUCCAUUAUUAGGUGUUAAUGGAACUGGACAACGUAAAGAUACGAUUGUGUCGGAACCAAUGCCAGCUACACCGACGAAAAAAAAUACUGCCGUAAAAAAAGUUUUAUUAACUCUCGAUGAUUUUUUUAAUACUGUCGAUAUAUCAGAAAACAAAACUCGUGAAUUUAUACAAAAACAGAAUUUCACAUAUAAAGAGGAAAACCAUAUUUACUACAAUAGCACGCAAAUAGUAAAUGAAACAGCUGUUAGCGAAGCUUGGGAUGCUCUCAAGAUUAUUAAUCCAAAUCAUAUGUUAUCUAGCUCGCACCGGAGAGCAAUUACAGUUCAACUGAAAUUUGAUUUCCCAUUCUACGGUCAUCCAGUAAGAAAUAUAACAGUUGCAACUGGAGGUUUCUUAUAUACAGGCGAAUAUGUCCAUUCAUGGCUAGCUGCAACGCAAUACAUUGCUCCACUUAUGGCUAAUUUUGAUACAAGCCUUUUGAACGAUUCUUUUGUACGAUAUGAUGAUAAUGGUACUGCUUUUAGCGUUUUAUGGGAAAAUGUUUCAUUACAAGAUAGACCUGAAGCUGGGCAAUUUACAUUUAGUGCCACGUUACAUGAUAACGGUGACAUAGUAUUUACAUAUUUUAAAAUGCCGAUUAAAAUUGAAGCUAUACAAGAUGAUAAACAUCCUGUUAAAGUCGGCCUUUCAGAUGCCUAUAUUAUUGAUAAAGUUAUAUUUUUCGCCCGCCGUAAAACUAUUUAUGAAUACCAUAGGGUUAACUUUAAUGAACAAGAUAUACAAAAUAAUACAAUUAUAUAUUUAAGAGCUUUACCAACUUGUUUAGAGUACACCGAUUGCGAGUCUUGUACUAACCACAACACAACUUUUGGUUGUGCAUGGUGUCCAGGUUUAAAUAAAUGUUCAACAGGAACUGAUAGAAAACGACAAGACUGGUUGCAAAAAGGUUGCGAUAGAAGUAUAAUAAAAGAAGCGGGCUCAUGUCCUCCAAAAGGUACAAAAGGUAAUGAUGCAUCUACAUCAAUUGAAAUAAAUCAUUCAGGAGAAUUAGAAAAUAAUAGUUCAAGAUAUGAUACUUUAAAUCGAAAUAUGACUAAUGAACAUUUUGUUGGAAAAAAUAUUAUCAGCGAUAACAGUAUGUCUAUGACAGCCAAAGAAGAUGAAAAUAAAAGUAAUGUUGGAUUAGCAUUAGGUUUAAUGAUUCCAAUCUGUUUAAUAAUGACUAUUCUCAUCUGGAUGUUAUAUGCAUAUCGAAAUCCUCAUACAAAGAGCGGACAGCUUUUAAUACAGUAUCGUCCAACUCAAUGGUCAUGGCGACGUGGGGAAGCAAGAUAUACGGCAGCAACGAUACAUAUGUAAAAGUUUAAUAAAAAUAAAUUGUUAGGGAAAAAUGUUUUUUUUUUUUUAUUUUCUAUUUAAUUAACAACAAACAUGGAAAACAAUAAAAAAAUAAUGAAAGAAGCUCAGUUAUUUUAUUUGAUGUGAAGAAAUUUUCUAAAUUUUAUAAAAUACAUAUAUGAUGCUUAAAAUUCAAUUGAAAUUUUAUUUUUUUUUUUUUAUCGCAAUAAGUCAAAAACUGGAAACAAAAGUAAACAGAGAAAAUGUUUUAAUUGUAAUUGUAAAAAAAAAAUAUUUUUAACUCUUAAAAUUAUUUUAACAUUAUUGUUCUAUAGAUAUUUUGUGAAUUAUUAAAUGUUUUUAAUUAUAUGUACGUUUAAAUCUUAAUAAUUAGUUAUAUAAUAUGUAAUAAGAUAAUAACAUAUUAUUCUUUCUAUUAUAGUGUAUUAUUAAAACCAAGCAACUAGAUUGUUGUUAUUUUUGGGUAGAGUAAUUUUUAUCAUUAAUACACAUAUAAUAUAGAUUAACACAACAAAAAAAAUAUAAUAUUAUUUGCACGCUAUUGGUCCUAUUUUAUUAUUUUUUUUUUUCAAUAAUUUUUUUCUUAUUUUAUCUUUCGUUAUUGAAAAUUUAUGUUUUAUUACAUUUUUAUUUAAUAAUAUUGUUUUUGAAAAUGUAAUAAUUUACAUGUUAUAUACUUAGAGGUUUGAACAUUUUGAAUAAAAAUGAAAAUUCGGCAACAGUAAGACUAAUUUUUUGUUUUUUUUUCCUAAAUACUUAAUAAUAAAAUUUGUUAAAGAUUUAAAAAAGAUUUGUUGAAAAUGUUUAAGUAUUGUUGCCUUACCAAAAUGCAAAACAAAAGUAAAUUCUAACUUUAGAAAAUGACCGAAAUGCUUAGUAGAAAGUUGAAUGUAUACUAGAUGUUAAAAAAUUUGCAUUUUGGUAGACGCCCUAUGUAUUUUUAUAUAUAAAAAAAAAAAUAUGUUAAUAUUAUUAAAACUUUAAAUUAAAAAAUAUUUUUUUAAUAAUAAUCUUAAACAUAAUAUAAGUAAAAAAUUUUGCUUAUUUUUUUUCAUAUAUACCUAUUGAAAAAUCUUUAAUUAAUAAAUACAAAUUCUAAAUUCAAUUCAAUAAAAAAAUUAUAGAUCAUAAAACUUAAAAGAAAUUCAUUUAAUUUUAAUAAAUUAAAAAGCCGGAAAAAUAGUUUUUUUUUCCAUUGGCAUUCAUAUUAAAAAAUUUGAAUAUUUAACAAUAUUUUUUGCUCAUUUAAAUAUAUAUACAUAUAAAUAAAAAAAAAAAAAUAAAAAAAAUUUAAAAAUUAAUAUGAAAAAAUAUUAAUUAUUAGUCUGAAAAUAUAAACAAGAAAAUAAUAUAAAACAAAAUGAACUAAAAAUAAAAAACGAUGUUAACAAAACAAGAGAUUUUUCAAAUAAAACUUUUAACCGAUUCCUUUUUAAGAAAUAGGAGAUUUUUAUAACUUUUUAUACCCUAUAAAAAUAAUUUUUAUAUUUUAUAAAGAAAAAAACAAAUAUAAAAAUAAUAAUAACUUUUAAUAUAAUUUAAGCGCAAUUAUUUAUAUAUAUUAUACAAUAUAUAAAUUAAGUGUUUUGUAGUAUUUAAAGAAAAAGGAGUAUUUGUUGGUUCUUUAAACUUUGUAGGAAUUUUUACAAACAAAAAAAAAAAAAAUUAAAUAAAAAAAUAUUAAUAAUAUUUUUUAAUUUUUAGACUCGAAAGAAAAAUUUACGAAAAUUUUGAUCAUGAUAAAAUGUGUAAAUAUGUAACUAAAAGAUCUAGAUUAACACUAAAUUAAAUAAGGAUUUAUUGAGAUUUUCUAAAACUAUUUCAAAAAAACUCACUUAAAAUUAAUAAAUCAAUGUUUUUAAAUGAAAAAAGAAAAAGAAAUAAAUAAUUUACAAUAUCAUAUACAUAAUGUGCAUUAAUUUGUGUAAAAAAAAUUUUGUUUUUAGCAAUUUAGCAUAAAAAAUAAUAUAAAAACCUUCAAUAUUAAUAUCAAAAAGCAAACUGAGUAAAGGUUAAAAAUUUUAAAAAAUAUGAAAAAAAAAAAAUUAUACAUACUAUUUAAAGUUUUUAAAUUUUUUUUAAGUAAAUCUGAUAUGUCAUGAAUUGUAAAAACUAAAAAUUUUAUUCAUUUAAAAAUUAAAUUUAUAUACGUACAUACAUAUAUAUUUUUUCUAAAAAAAAAAAUAAAACAAGAGUUUUAGAUUUAGACUACAGGCGAAAAUACUUUGUACGGCAUCUUGUACUGAUAAUCAUCGUUUAUCAUUUAAUUUUAAAAUCUAAGCAAUAUAUAAAGGUAAAUAAAAAAAAAUGUUUAAAUAAAUGAUCAAUCCAAAUUUUUUGUUUUCAAAAUUAAAUUCUUUAAAUUUUAAUUAUGUCUUAAUGUGUAAAAGAGAAAAAUUUAACACGCCAAUUUAACAUAUUUGGGCCGAAAUUAAUUUCAUGGAUAUUACCCAAUAAACUCCCCUCCUAUUUGAUCAGAAAUUGAAUUCAAUCUAUCGUCAAAUCGUUGUUCUGCCAUUAUCGCGGUAUGAUUGGCUUGAAAACUUUUUAAUAAUGAAAUUUUUGGCUUUGAAAAAUAAAAAAACUAAAGAAUUAUUUGUAAAUUUUUACACUACUAAUAUUUAUUAUUAUAAUUAUUAAGUUGCCGUUGUAAGUAUCGUCGAUUAUAGUAUAUACUUAAUUAAUAAAUUAAAUCAUAUUUAAAAAUAAAACAAGAAAAAAGAAUAUAUUAUGUUUAUUCAGCUUCCAACUAAAUAACUCUAUUUUUUUUUUGAUUAUUUUAAAUAUUAAUUAAAUGUAUAAUAUGAUUUAUUAUUAGUACUUAAGGAAUAUAACACAUUUGGUAUACACGUUUAGGAAAAGAAAAUACAAUACAAAAAUGAAGAAAUUUUACACAAAUUGCAAGGGAUAUUGCAAUCACAUACAUAUUGUUUACAUUUAUUAAUUGUAAAUGAUACUAAAACAACUUAUAUUUUAAAAUGAUUACAAAAUAAAAUUAAAGAAAAAAAAGUUUUAUAUAAAAUAAGUGAAAAUAAUUCUUUUUUUUUUAUACCCAUAAUAAAAAUUAUUUAAAUAAAAUUUUUCAAAAUUUAGAAUUUUGAAAAGUUGUACAUACAAUUUUUUCAAUGCAUAAAGUAAAAGUUAUAAAGCAAUUUCAAAUUUGUUAAAUAAAUCCUAGGCCCUAUUGUAUCAUUAAUGAAAUAUUCUAAUCCAAUUGAAGAAUCCAAAAUAAAAGUAAUUGUUGCAAUAGAGACCUGAUCAUUCUGAAAGUAUUCUAAAAAAAACCCCAAUUAUUUUGUAAUCAAUAAAAUGUAUUGUAUUGUAAUUUGAAUUAGUUUGUUUUCUUAUUAUUAGUUGGGAUGCAAUAUGUAUUAUGUAAUUUUAAAUGGAAUGAUUAAUUUGUAUUUAAAGCAAAUAAUAAUCUUAAUUUUAAAUAAAUAAAAUAAAUUAUAUUUAUUUUUUGCAAAUUAUUAUUGAAACAAUUUUUUUUUU